This is a messenger RNA of Gymnodraco acuticeps, 1164 nucleotides long. It is a transcript of the gene galnt14, whose product is annotated as UDP-N-acetyl-alpha-D-galactosamine:polypeptide N-acetylgalactosaminyltransferase 14 (GalNAc-T14). Gene Ontology annotation, cellular component: Golgi apparatus. Lineage: Eukaryota; Metazoa; Chordata; Actinopteri; Perciformes; Bathydraconidae. The record is from RefSeq and is a predicted model, not a curated record.
GGUCCCCGAUGACUCUGACUCUCAGACCGGGUCCAUCCGGCAGAGACAGAACUGCCUGGAGUCUCAGAGGCUGGAGGAACAGGAUCUGCCCGUCCUCACGCUGGCCCCCUGCAGCGGGAAGGAGGGCGUCCCCGUCGUCAACCAGGAGUGGGUGUACACACACGGGCAGCAGAUCCGACAGCAGCAGCACUGCCUCUCUCUCUCCACCACCUUCCCCGCCUCUCAGGUGCUGCUGCUGCCCUGCAACAUGGCCGACGGCAAGCAGCGCUGGCAGAAGUCGGGCACUCACCUGGAGCACCUGGUGUCUCGCUUCUGUCUGGACUCGGAGAUGGCUCUGGACGGCAUGGACUCGUCCCGCAUGCUGGUCAUCAGCCCCUGUGAACUGAGCGCCUACACACAGAGAUGGGAGGUGCCUUUCUCCUGACCUUUAACCCCCUGAACACCUUUCACCCCCAAAACACCUGCCCUGUCACUCACCCACAGCCUCAAAUAGUAGCAGAGAGGACGCUCUGACGCAGGGAGGAAGCAUGAGCACGUCAGGAUGAAGUGACGGAAGAUAAACGGAGGGUUUGUUAUGACUUUGUGACGCCUCUUCACUGUGUGUCAUGGGGAGACAUUGAAGAGAGGAUCUGUUGGGUCUGAAAUCUGGGUUUAUUGAAGAUCUGUUCUGGAUCAAAACAUUGUUAAAUAAAUCAGAAAUGUCCGGUUUGUUUUGUCCGGAGAAUAAAGUGUGAAUGUUUGAGGCUGAGAAGAAGUUUUAGGGGACGAAAUGAACCAAGUGCACCUUCAAAAAAAAACGAUCCGUCAAAGAUAUAAAGAAACUAUUAGAGAAUGUGUCUUGUAAUAUUUUGCUAUGAAAGUGUAUGUUUUCAAGAAUCUGGGAAGUAAAACCAAGCACAAAACAAGCUUAUAAUUUACUUCAAGGCCUUAUUUAAACUGCAGUGGUGCAGGGAUGACAGGAAGUUAGCAUCAUAACCUCCCUCCACAAAACGCUAUCUGAUUCCUCUAUUGGAUUUUGAAAUAUUUGAGAAAAUAAUCUCUGUGUCAAACAAACUUUUAUGAUACUUACACAUUUGGAUCAGCAGGAUAAUCUCCACAUAUUAACAUCACUUUAUGAUUUCUGAAGUAAGAAGCUAAUGUUGGGCUAUAAAGGAACUACAGCGC